AAUAAGUAGAAGUCAACGUCUCUCCCACUGUCCCUUCCCGGCGGAGAAGAAGAUGGGGGUUCUUCUGAAGCUCUUCGAUUCAGUUCUAUUUGUGUCGUUCUUUGUACAUGCCAUGGCGCCGCCGCUCAUCGGCGCCCAGUUAUUGCUCCCCGGAGCCCUUUUCCCCGAUGUUCUUAUUGAUUUCAAGGAGAUGUACAUUCGGCUGUCGGGAGACUAUCUGAUGGCGGAGACGCCUCCCUUUUUCGUCGGCCUGCUUUGGCUGGAGCUUCUCCUUCAAUGGCCGCUCACCGUUUUCAACCUCUACGCCAUCUGGGCUGCGAAGUCAUGGCUGCACACCACCUGUUUGAUCUAUGGCGUCUCCCUUUUCUCUGCUAUGGCGGCCAUAGCAGCUGAAUUGAUAGGGUCACAGAGGGCAUCUGGAGUACUGUUGAAACUGUAUCUCCCUUUCUUGGGUUUGGGAGUUUUGGCCACGCUACGUGGGCUGAUGCCGCGCUGCAGCAAGGCUACGGCCACCGGCGACACCGUUGGACCAUCAAUUGCCGGCAAAAAGAAGGUUUGAAGCAAAGAUAUGGCAUCUCAUGUCGCCAUUUUGUUCUUCCAAGUAACUGUGUCCCAAUAAUCUGUUUCUUUUCAGAAGAUUUAAGCUUGAAAAUUGAAAUCAGCCUUUUAUUUUUCCCUUUUGUUGGGACUGAUUGAAUUGAAGACAAUAAAGCGAUCGGGAAUGAAAUUGAACAA
Molecule: messenger RNA, 735 nt
Organism: Cucurbita pepo subsp. pepo (vegetable marrow)
Lineage: Eukaryota; Viridiplantae; Streptophyta; Magnoliopsida; Cucurbitales; Cucurbitaceae
Cellular component (GO): endoplasmic reticulum
Source: RefSeq, a predicted model, not a curated record